AUUUGAAUGUCCCUGCUGUAGUUACACUACCAAUGAAAAGCUAUCUUUUACAUUGCACUUUGAAAACCACAUAUGCCAUGCAGUUGAGCAUGGAGGUAUGGUGGAAGCAUUUCUCUAGAUUUUGAUUGUUUUAGAAUUGUAGUUUAAAAAAAUGCACUUGCCUCUGAAAAUGAAGAUGCACAAGAUGACCUGUAGUUUCUUAGGAAUCAUUGAAGUGAUGAAAUGUUGUUACAUUUAUUUUUCUAUAUAUAAUAUGUAUUGUGUAUACACUCUGCAAUGUUAAUAACCUUGUUGAUACACUCUUACAGGUUACUUUAUCUUAAAAUGCAGUAAAUUGUGCAGGACCACAGCCCAUUUUCACUGUUUAUACUGCAACCAGACUGUAGUACGCAGGGACCAAUACAUUAGGCAUGUUGCCAAAUGCUCUUUGAAAGAUCCACUUGCAGCAUCUCCAGCUCACUCUGUAGCUGCAUGCCUGACACACCCUCCAACAUCUACCCAGCGUACAGUCUCUCCCUCCAUUUCCCCUGGUCCUGACUCUUUUGCUCCAACACCACAAGCACAUAGGAAGAGAGAUGAAAGAAUGACUUCCGUGUUUACCCCCCUUACCUCAGAACCUGGCUCCUUUGCACAACCCCCACCCCCAAAAAUUAAAAAGAAGAGAGAGACAAUCAUGUGUCCUCAUUGUGGACUGUCACUUAACAGAAGAAAUGUAAGGCUGCAUAUUUUGAGACGACAUACACCAGUAAAAACAGACAUUACUGCUCAGAACCAUCUUAACUCGCAGUGUGUGGAUUUUAGAAGUGGUGUCUAUGCUGUAGCCAAAUCAUUUUCAGCACCUAGCACUCCAAUCCACGUCAUCAAGAAAACGUGGGGUUCAGAACAAAGAACAACAUGUGAACUUGACAUCUGCAGAAUUAACACAGAAUUUGCAGAAAGAUCAAACAUCCGUUCUUAUGAGUGCCACCACCUUCAAUCACUUUCAUACUGCCCACCAGCCGAAAGGGACAUUCCCUUACUGACUGAGCCAGUUUUACAGACCAUGGUCGAUGAUAGGUGGUUUGGAGAGGACAAGAAGAAGCGGUGUUUGGCACGGCAGAAAGAAGCAGUUGAUGCAGGAGCCCCUCUCUCCUGCCUUGUGACUGUUUUUGGGCCUAGCCAUAAAAAAUACAUUUCUGUAUUCGAGCCCACGAUUUCGUACUACAGCAGGCUUGGUCGAGUCAUGGUUACGUAUGAUGCCAAAACCAUUUCUUGGCAUUGUCCUUGUGCCAAACCAAGGCAGUCAUGCCUUCACAAAAAUGUGGCAAAGUGGCACCUAUUUGAAGUGGACAGGGCAUCCUUCCGGAAAACCAGAAGUAUUGAGGAGGAUAGCAUUUCACAACAAUUUCCUUCCAAUGUUGAAAGUUUGGAGGAAGACAAAGGAGCCCAGUACCCACCCGAAGGCCAGAACCUGUCUCGAAUGGUACAUCUAUGCCAAAAAAAACUGACCACAGUCUUCCAGUCCGAUGUGUUAAACACUAGUAAUUUUCCUUUGAGCUUCACACCAUCUGAAGCCUUUUGUACAGAAUGUUCAGAGGCAACUCCACUAAGUGAACCUUUGCUCAUCACAUCAAAAGCCAAAAUCCUAACAAUGACCAAUGUCAUAGAAGGAAUUUCAAUGUACUGCAAACAGUGCUACAGAUGUGGCAUAGUGUAUCGAUAUCAGGAGUGGUGUGAUGGUAUUCAUAAUUUUGACGACCACAUACUUCUCUCGAUUCACUUGUGCCAUUUUCUGCGCAACAGUCUCCAGACUCACCAGGCUGUAGGAAGUGCAAUUGAGGUCUUGGAGAGGACCUCGGGGAAAGCCUUUCCUCCAAAACAAAGGAUCCUGCAAGCUUACUUAAGCUUUGAGGCACUGACUGACCAUACUUACACAUUUUCUUGUGUAACUUGUGGUUACCAUCCAGUAUCCGUAGUAAUGGACCUUCAUAAGAAGGGUGUUUUUAGUAUGCCUGUUGGCAGCAUUGAGGAAGUGCCAGAGGAUUUUGAUGGAUGGGUGAAUGCUGAAAAUUUUUGGGAGCAGGUAUCUCUAGAAAUGAUCAGCCGUGGGUUGGUUCCAAACAAUAAGGCAAACCCAUUUGUGGUCCGUCCGAGCUACCACAACUGGGCUCCAUGGAUUGGUCCUCACACUAGAAGUGGGGAUCAUCUUCUCAAUACAGAGUAUGAGAAGGUGCACUCUCCAUAUAGUGGGAAGGAGGCAUCAGAGUUCAACAUCACAGAGGACCGGUUGACAGAUGAGCUUCUAAAGAUCAAGGCAGUGCGGUCAUUAUGUAGGCAGUGUGGCAUUGACCCCAAAGGUUCACGAAUGGAUUUGGUUGGAAGACUGCAGCAAGAAAUGAAAAAUAGAGCCAGCUACGACAAAGUGUUUUCGCAGAUCUGGGGAGCAUCUGGUGGAUGGGCUGUGGUCACCUGUCCUUGUGCUGUGGUCUAUGGGGUCAAAUUUAACAUCAGAGCUGAGAGCCCGAGGGAUUUUGCAGACCUUUUGCUUUCAAUGAAACACUUUCCAAAUGUUUCAUUGUAUGAUUUUGCCAGAGGUCUGGCAACCCACACUAAUAUAAGAAAUCCCAAUACUUUCCACCCUUAUGGGGGCAGGUUGUUGGAGCCUAUAGAGGAAAAUAUUGAGUUGGCCAAUUGUGGACAGAAAAAAGUAAACUUGCCCUGGCUACUGGCAAAAAAGACAGUGCCAGAUAAAAAUGGCCACCCUCUAACAGGAUCAUGUGAACAUUAUGCAUUGUAUGAUCGUUUUCACGAGGCUAAUUCUAAGGAUGCCAGGGAUAUAUUGCGCAAAGUGGAACUGGUCCCUGAGUUGUGUGGUUGGCUCAAUAGCCAGUGUGCUGAACAGCUCUUCUCUGGAAUGAGAAAAAAUAAUCAUUUUCUCAAUAUGAUGACUCCCUCCUCACACAUCUUUCUGAUGCGAAAUAUCUUGCAUCACUAUAACAACAACAGAAACUCCAGGACCAUAGAAAACAUGAAGAAGAGACUGGGCAUGGAAGUGGACAUAGUGUUAAAUCCCUAUGGUCAGACAGUGUUGGCAUCAACUAAAGCAGCAGCCAUAAGGACUCCGCAAGCUGAUGGUCCAGGUGAAGCUGAGGCACUUGUCCAUGGUAUGCCUGUAGUAUGCUGUUUGUAAGCCUUUUUUAAACAUCUCUAUUGAAACCUACAACACAUUUGUGUUUACGAUUUGAACAGUCAAGUUUCUUUUUACUGG
Messenger RNA from Misgurnus anguillicaudatus (oriental weatherfish), 3247 nucleotides. The record is from RefSeq and is a predicted model, not a curated record. NCBI's taxonomy places the organism in Eukaryota, Metazoa, Chordata, Actinopteri, Cypriniformes, Cobitidae.